Molecule: messenger RNA, 5561 nt
Organism: Pezoporus occidentalis (night parrot)
Lineage: Eukaryota; Metazoa; Chordata; Aves; Psittaciformes; Psittacidae
Gene: EHMT1
Product: euchromatic histone lysine methyltransferase 1
Exons: 30
Coding region: 381-4406 (1341 amino acids)
Biological process (GO): peptidyl-lysine dimethylation; negative regulation of transcription by RNA polymerase II
Cellular component (GO): chromatin; nucleus
Molecular function (GO): histone H3K9 methyltransferase activity; p53 binding; zinc ion binding
Source: RefSeq, a predicted model, not a curated record
UGCUCACUGGAAGAUUAAUCCUUUAGAGGGAGUUGGAGAGUUAAGCUACUGUAAUUUCUCUGCAGUUGGCUGCAGUAAACAACUGCUCUAAAGACACGAGGAAAAAAAUUGACGGAGGCCAAAGUAAUCCUAUUUCCGUGCAAGGCCAGACUGGGGCUCGGGCUGACUUUCUAGAGCUGGGGUAGAGCACCAGGGUGGCUUCGUGUUGAGUGAAAUGCUUGUACGAGGAGCUGCAAACCUGUGUCAGAUGUGGGAAGGAGAAUAAUCGUUGAGAUGUUUUGGCUUUGCUUGAAAGGACCAUCGCUUCUCACGUGUUGAGGAGAGGAAAAGCCAGCGAGCGAACAGUGCUGAGUAAGGCAGAGCCAAGGAAAGACGCCUGCAUGAAGACUGAGCUGCUGAAAGAUAUCACCAACAACAAAGAGGAAGGGUUUAAUGCCAUGGCUGCAGAUGAAAGUGCUACAGAAAAGCAAGCGGGGGAACCAAAAAUGGCAGUAGAUGGUGAAACCAACGGUUCCUGUGAGCACAGCGAAGCUGGUGGCCACCCAAACCCAGCUAAAACCACUCAGGACAAUACGAAAGUGAGCCAGCAGGACUCCAGUACUAAGUUAAAUAGGAUAGCAGAAAAUGGCAUUUCUGAACGAGAUGGUGAGACUGGGAAGCAAAACCAUCUGAAAGCUAAUGACUUCACACAGACUUCUGUAACAGGGAGCAAUGGAUAUAUUCUAACCAAGCAGAUGGCACAGGAGCAGCCUCUAAGGACUACCAGCACCUUUGCUUCUCUCACCGGCCAUGCUGCAAAAACCCUGCCAGGAGGAGCAAGCAAAGGGAGAACUGUGGGCUCCUUUUCUCAGAUGCAAGCCGCAAUGCCAGCCAAGCUCGGGGAGGGCAGUAAGGACAUGGAUGCUAAAAAAGCCACUGCUGCUAACGCUGAAGUCAAGGUCCACAGAGCACGGAAGACAAUGCCUAAACCCAUCGCUAGCCUGGAGUUGCUUCCUGAAUUGGGAUCGAAGCUGAGUCUGAAACAGCAUGCAAGUAAAGACCCCAAAGAUGGGAGAGACAGCAGAGAUCAAAAAGAACCCAAGGAGGAAGGCAACAAAACCGUCCUGGAGUUUGGGAAGCCGCUGCCGUUGCCCUCACUCCCGGGCCUUCACCAGUCACUACCUCAGAACCAGAGCUAUGUGGCCACCACGAAGUCGCAGACAGCUGCUGCAGUAUCUCGGAAGAAAAAACGGAGAAUGGGAACCUAUAGCCUGGUUCCCAAGAAAAAGACCAAAGUGUUAAAACAGAGAACAAUGAUUGAGAUGUUUAAGAGCAUAACUCAUUCCUCUGCAGGUGUCAAGAGUGAAAAGGACCUGGGUGAUGCCAGCCCUCAUGUGAAUGGGGAAAGCCUAGAUGUAGACUCUGAAGAGGAAGACUCUGAUGAGUUGGAAGAGGACGAUGAUCAUGGAGCAGAACAGGCAGCUGUGUUUCCUGCAGAUGAUAACAGGACCUCUAAAGACAGCGUAUGUGAUGCAGACAAUGCCAGAAAGAUUGACGAUGGCGAGUCUGAGGAGGAACAAGAGUCUGUAGAGUCUCUGGAGGAGGAGGAAGAUGGAGAUGAGUCUGACUUGACAUCUCAGCACCACUUGAUUGCAAACCCCCAGCCCUUCAGGCCUUUGCACACAACACAAGCUGCGGGAAGGCUCUUCCGCAUGGGCGCGAAGGGCUGCUGGGACGCUGCUGCCAACAUGCCUUACAUGCACGUGGCCUCUCUGGUUAUUCAGAGCUCCGAGUCCAGCGUCAAGAAGAAGCUGCUGAAGAGGAAAGGAAAGACGGAGAGUCCAUGGCUGAAACCCACCCGCAAGAGGAGACGGAGGAAUAGAAAGAAACAAGCCAGUGUGCUAGGUGCCGAAGCUUAUAAAUCAUCCUUGGGAGGCAGAGAGGGCCCUGGCCAGGAGAACAGCAUGGAGUACAUGGAGGUGUCCCUGGAUUCCCUGGAUCUCCGGGUGAAGGGAAUCCUCUCCUCGCCGGCGGGAGGUCUUUCCAAUGGUCCUGAAGCAAUGGAAGUAGAUGGGCUCCAGGAAGUCCCCCUCUGUAGCUGUCGAAUGGAAACCCCCAAAAGCAGAGAGAUCACCACGCUAGCCAACAACCAGUGCAUGGCCACAGAGAGCAUGGACAAUGAGCUGGGCCGAUGCACAAACAGUGUGGUUAAGUAUGAACUGAUGCGCCCGUCUAACAAAGUCCAGCUUUUGGUGCUGUGUGAGGACCAUAGAGGGAGGAUGGUGAAACACCAGUGUUGCCCUGGCUGUGGAUACUUUUGCACUGCAGGCACUUUCAUGGAGUGUCAGCCGGAGAGCAGCAUCUCCCACCGUUUCCAUAAGAACUGUGCCUCCCAGGUCAACGACAUGAGCUACUGCCCACACUGCGGGGAAGAGGCCUCCAAGGCAAAGGAGGUGACAAUAGCAAAAGCAGACACAACCUCAACGGUGUCCCUGACCUACGAGCAGCAGAAACCAGCUUCUGUGGAGGGAAGGGCUGACACCACGACAGGGAGUGCCACUGGGACGCGGUUGUCAGAGGAAGACAAGCCAGAAAGUUCAGCUGCUGAGGGGUUUGACAUAGCUGGGUCUUCAGUUUUCCCAAAGCCUUCUACCAGCCUGACCCAGGGACCAGUUAAAGAAACUCUGGAAAGUGCCCUGAUUGCCCUGGACUCGGAAAAGCCCAAGAAGUUACGGUUCCAUCCCAAGCAGUUGUACUUCUCUGCGAGGCAAGGAGAGCUACAAAAAGUCCUGCUUAUGCUGGUGGACGGCAUUGACCCCAACUUUAAAAUGGAGCAUCAGAGUAAGAGAACCCCUCUCCAUGCUGCCGCCGAGUCUGGCCAUGUGGACAUCUGCCAUAUGCUGAUUCAGGCUGGUGCUAAUAUCGACUCCUGCUCUGAAGACCAGAGGACCCCACUGAUGGAAGCAGCAGAAAACAACCAUCUGGAAACUGUGAAAUACCUUAUCAAGGCUGGAGCACUUGUAGAUCCUAAGGAUGCAGAGGGCUCCACGUGUCUGCACUUGGCUGCCAAGAAGGGGCACUAUGAUGUUGUUCAGUACCUCCUCUCCAACGGGAAGAUGGAUGUCAACUGCCAGGAUGACGGAGGCUGGACGCCAAUGAUCUGGGCCACCGAGUACAAGCAUAUUGAGCUGGUGAAGCUGCUGCUUGCGAAGGGGUCGGACAUCAACAUCCGUGACAACGAGGAAAAUAUCUGUUUGCACUGGGCUGCUUUUUCUGGCUGUGUUGACAUAGCAGAGAUCCUGCUGGCUGCUAAGUGUGAUUUACAUGCAGUGAAUAUUCACGGCGACUCGCCCCUGCAUAUUGCAGCCAGAGAGAAUCGCUAUGAGUGUGUAGUUCUCUUUCUUUCCCGUGGCUCAGAUGUCACUUUAAAGAACAAGGAGGGUGAGACCCCACUCCAAUGCUCCAGCCUUAACUCUCAGGUCUGGGUGGCCCUACAGAUGAACAAGACUCUCAAAGAAUCAUCUGCUGAGAAGCCUGUCCAGAUAGAGAAGGUUGUGAGCAGAGACAUCGCCCGGGGUUAUGAGCGGAUCCCCAUUCCCUGUGUCAACUCUGUGGACAGUGAGCCUUGUCCUAGCAACUACAAAUACGUUUCACAGAACUGUGUCACCUCCCCAAUGGACAUUGAUAGAAACAUCACCCAUUUACAGUAUUGUGUAUGUAUAGAUGACUGCUCCUCCAGUAACUGCAUGUGUGGCCAACUCAGUAUGCGCUGCUGGUAUGAUAAGGAUGGCCGACUCCUGCCGGAAUUCAACAUGGCUGAGCCGCCGCUGAUCUUUGAGUGCAAUCACGCGUGCUCGUGCUGGAGAACCUGUAGGAACCGGGUGGUGCAGAAUGGGCUCAGGACUCGAUUGCAGCUUUAUCGGACACAAAAGAUGGGCUGGGGUGUGCGAACGAUGCAGGACAUUCCUCUGGGAACCUUUGUGUGCGAGUACGUUGGUGAGCUGAUAUCUGACUCGGAGGCAGAUGUCCGUGAAGAGGACUCCUACCUCUUCGACCUUGACAACAAGGAUGGAGAGGUUUACUGCAUCGACGCCCGUUUCUAUGGCAACAUCAGCCGCUUUAUCAACCACCUCUGUGAGCCAAACCUCAUCCCCGUGCGAGUGUUCAUGUCGCACCAGGACCUCCGCUUUCCCAGGAUCGCCUUCUUCAGCACGAGGCACAUAGAAGCUGGAGAAGAAAUCGGCUUUGACUACGGAGACAGGUUCUGGGACAUCAAAGGCAAAUUCUUCAGCUGUCAGUGCGGUUCACCCAAGUGCAAACACUCGAGCUCAGCGCUGGCCCAGCGGCAGGCGAGCACCUCGUCCCAGGACACGCAGGAAAACGGGCUCCCCGACACCAGCUCUGCCACAGCAGCCGGCCCCUUUUGAGGCUCCGCUCCCCAGAGACUGACUCCUUUUAACCCAUAGAUUCACAAACUGUCUGAAUUUCCAUUUAAAGAGAAAAAAAAUGAAAAAACACACAAAAAAAAAAGCCCUCUCCAGGAAAGCCAAGAGUUCGUGACGCUUAGGGCUGUGCCACCGACUGUUACUUGAGGAAUAAGUAAAAGCAAACCCCACCUCCGUGAUGAUGCUCUCCCCUCCCUGGGCCUGCAAAGCUGCUGGGUUUCACAGUGUGGAGGGGUGGCUGGUGCAGUUUUGUUCUCCCUGCAAGCUGUCCUGGCCUCCUCCUCUUAGUGUGCUCCCAAGUGUUGUCCAGGGGAGGGCCUCCCGUCCUCGGAAUGUUCAUUGAAUGGAUCACUCAUGCCAAGUCAUCUCCAGUUCGCUUGGAAUAAACUUUGAGUACUUGAUGGAACUUUGUUGCUAAGCAGAGGGAGGGAGGUGCUGGCGUUCGGGGUGCUUGGCACAGCCCCGGGGCAGGCUCUGCUGGUUGGCUUUUGUUGGUUUGUUUGGUUUUUUGGUUGGUUGGUUGUUUCUAAUCAUGGAUUUCUCCCACAUCUCACAGGAUGUUGUGGUGGGGCCUUUCCUGAGGAGCUAGAGGGCAUUUCUAACAAAUACCCUCCUUGUUCCCAAAUCCACCGGCUUCUUUCUCUUCCAACGAGAGGAAACCCAUGCUCCUCACAAUCCCUUUGGUCCCUGGCUCUCCCUGAGCCAACCAGAGAUGUUUCCCCUGAGCCUGGGCUCCCUUUGGGCUUUCUCCAUCAGGAACCAGCUCUUGUCCACACCACUGGGCCCUGUUACCGUCUCCACGGAAGGAUUCCCCUCGCCCCGUCGCAGGAGGUGUUGUAGAGAGGGAAGGUCGAAGGGGAUCGUACAAGACACUAAACUUCUGCAGCAAUUCAGGUUUUUCCUUGUUUUUAUAAACACAAAGUGAAUGAUAAGCGUGUUCUAGAGGACCUCGGCUCGCGGCCGCCGCCAGGGCGAAGAGCAGGCGAGGACAUCCCAGAUGCCACCAGCUCGUCUGUUCCCAUCCCUUUCCUCAACGCUGGGCACCUUCGAUUCGUUUUUAAGCCACCCGCUCUGAGGUUCCAAGAAACUGAGUUCUUUUUUACCAGGACAUUGGGGACUGGCGUUAAAAAACUACAA